Yamadazyma jaroonii is the source of this 678-nucleotide messenger RNA. The record is from the annotation of a GenBank genome assembly. Lineage: Eukaryota; Fungi; Ascomycota; Pichiomycetes; Serinales; Debaryomycetaceae.
AUGGCAAAGAAAGGAGGUGAAAACCUGAAGAAAGCUGCUGGUAAUGCCAGAAAAGCAGAUCAAGCUAAUAAGAAGAAACAAGAAGCUUUUGCUGCUGCCGAGGCUGAAGAAGCUUCCAAAUGGGAUCAAGGUUCAAAGAAAGGUAAUAAGAAGAAAGAAGAUGAACAAUUCAAGAAGGAAGAAGCUGCUAGAAAGAAAGCUGAAAGAGAAGCUUUAUUAAAAGCCGAAGAAGAAUCCAUGCCAUCAAAACCUGCUAAUAACAAGAAGAGAGGUGCUGAAAAGAUAGCAGCUAAAAGAACAGGUAAAAUUGAUGAUUUCCUCGAUUUUAAUAGUGAAAAACCUGAAUUGAAAGCUUCUGGUAUUGACAAUGCUUUGGAAGCUUUAACUUUAGCUACUCAACAAGAUGGUGGUAUUCAACAUAAAGAUUUCGAUAAACAUCCUGAAAGAAGAGUUAAAGCAGCUUAUUUGGAAUUUGAAAACAGAAGAUUACCUGAAGUUAGAAAAGAAAAUCCUGGUUUAAGAUUACAACAAAUCAAGAAUUUAUUACACAAAGAAUUCACCAAAUCACCAGAAAAUCCAAUGAAUCAAGAUACUAAUGUUUCUUACAAUACAAGUGCUAAAGAAAUAGCUGAAAAGAAGAAGGAAGUUAAAGAACAAAGAGAGAAGAAGUUUACAUAA